Hippopotamus amphibius kiboko is the source of this 2604-nucleotide messenger RNA. RefSeq names its product ATP binding cassette subfamily G member 8 (gene ABCG8). Gene Ontology annotation, biological process: cholesterol homeostasis. The coding region runs from base 56 to 2071 and encodes 671 amino acids. The transcript is spliced from 13 exons. Gene Ontology annotation, molecular function: ATP hydrolysis activity; ABC-type transporter activity; ATP binding. The record is from RefSeq and is a predicted model, not a curated record. NCBI's taxonomy places the organism in Eukaryota, Metazoa, Chordata, Mammalia, Artiodactyla, Hippopotamidae. Gene Ontology annotation, cellular component: plasma membrane.
AGCGGGCAAGCCUAGAGGAAGCUGCAGAGACGGGGCACAGACACCGCUGGGCCCCAUGGCUGAGGAGGCCCCAAAGGAGAAAGGGCUGGCGGACACGUCUUCUCCCCAGGAUGACUUGGGCCUCCAGGACAGUGUGUUCUCCUCUGAAAGAGACAACAGCCUGUACUUCACCUACAGUGGCCAGUCCAACACCUUGGAGGUCCGAGAUCUCAGCUACCAGGUGGACAUGGCCUCCCAGGUGCCUUGGUUUAAGCAGCUGUCCCACUUGAGGAUGCCCUGGACAUCUCACAAGGACUCUUGUGAUCUAGGCAUUCAGAACCUGAGCUUCAAAGUGAGGAGUGGACAGAUGUUGGCCGUCAUAGGGAGCUCAGGCUGUGGGAGAGCCUCUUUGCUGGACGUGAUCACCGGGCGAGGCCACGGCGGCAAGAUUAAGUCAGGCCAAAUCUGGAUCAACGGGCAACCCAGCACACCACAGCUGGUGAGGAAGUACGUGGCCCACGUGCGCCAGCACGACCAGCUGCUCCCCAACCUGACCGUCCGUGAGACCCUGGCUUUUGUUGCCCAGCUGCGCCUGCCCAGAAACUUCUCCCAGGCCCAGCGUGACAAAAGGGUGCACGACGUGAUCGCGGAGCUGCGGCUGCGGCAAUGCGCCAACACGCGCGUGGGCAACACCUACGUGCGGGGCGUGUCGGGGGGCGAGCGGCGCAGAGUCAGCAUCGCCGUGCAGCUGCUGUGGAACCCAGGCAUCCUCAUCUUGGAUGAACCCACCUCUGGGCUCGACAGCUUCACGGCCCACAACCUGGUGAAAACCCUGUCCAGGCUGGCCAAAGGCAACAGGCUGGUGCUCAUCUCCAUCCACCAGCCCCGCUCCGAUAUCUUCAGGCUGUUCGACUUGGUCCUCUUGAUGACGUCUGGCACCACCAUCUACUUGGGGGCGGCCCAGCACAUGGUCCAGUAUUUCACGGCAGCCGGCCACCCCUGUCCUCGCUACAGCAACCCUGCCGACUACUAUGUGGACUUGACCAGCAUCGACAGGCGAAGCAACGAGCAGGAAGUGGCCACCAGGGAGAAGGCUCAGUCCCUUGCAGCCUUGUUUCAAGAAAAAGUACGUGGCUUCGAAGACUUUCUGUGGACAGCGGAGUCGAGGGAGCAGGGUGUGGGCGCCUGUGUGCAGAGCCUGGCUCCUCCGAGGGACAGCAACCCCUUACAGACUCCCACUAAGCUGCCUGGCCCCCUGCAGCAGUUUGCCACGCUGAUCCGUCGUCAGAUUUCCAACGACUUCCGAGACCUGCCAACCCUCCUCAUCCACGGGGCAGAGGCCUGCCUGAUGUCCCUCAUCAUUGGGUUCCUCUACUAUGGCCACGGAGCCAUCAGACUCUCCCUCGCGGACACCGCGGCCCUCUUGUUCAUGAUCGGAGCGCUCGUCCCUUUCAACGUGAUCCUGGAUGUCAUCGCCAAAUGCCACUCGGAAAGGGCGUUGCUUUACUAUGAGCUGGAAGACGGGCUGUACACUGUGGAGCCGUAUUUCUUUGCCAAGAUCCUAGGGGAGCUUCCGGAGCACUGUGUCUAUAUCAUCAUCUAUGGGAUGCCUACGUACUGGCUGGCCAACCUGCGCCCAGGCCCCGAGCCCUUCCUGCUGUACUUCCUGCUGGUGUGGCUGGUGGUCUUCUGCUGCAGGACCAUGGCCCUGGCCGCCGCCGCCCUGUUACCCACCUUCCACAUGUCCUCCUUCUUCGGCAACGCUGUCUACAACUCCUUCUACCUCACCGGGGGCUUCAUGAUAAGCUUGGACAACCUGUGGACAGUGCCCGCGUGGAUUUCCAAGGUGUCCUUCCUCCGAUGGUGUUUUGAAGGCCUGAUGCAAAUCCAGUUUGGUGGAAACACAUACCACUUGACAGCUGGCAAUAUCACCAUCCCUAUCCCGGGAGACAUGAUCCUCAACGCCAUGCGCCUGGGCUCGUACCCGCUCUACGCCAUCUACUUCUUCGUCAUUGGCAUCAGUGGUGGUUUUGUGGUCCUGUACUAUAUUUCCUUAAAGUUCAUAAAACAGAAAUCAAGUCAGGACUGGUGAUUCACGCCCAAACUCCUGCCUGCCAGUGGGGGACGUGAGAAGGCCCUUCAGCUGCAUUCCCUUCCUCCCAAGGAGCCCCUUCCCAGGCACAAGGAGGACCGUGAGAACACAAAGCUCAGCUGCAUCUGGCCCACAGUGCUGCAGUGGCACAGGCUGGCCACAGGAUGGCAGUAGAAUAAAGACAGUCGAAAGGGAUUUCUGAUCAGCCAGAGCUUGCGAUUACUGGGAAUGUGAAAACCAUACCUGGGGACACCUCUAAUGUCACUAAUUUAUUUCCUUUUGAUGUGUAUUUGUAUAGGCAGCUAAUAUAAGAUGGGAGCAAAUUAGCUAUGAAUCGAGUAGUUAGGCUUUGCAGAAACAAUAACAUAAUAGUGGAAUAUUUCACCUUGUCUUCCAGGGUCCCCUAACUCUGUUGAGCAGUUCUCAGUGUAGAAAAUGACCAAAAGCAUACCAGCAAGGCGCCAUCCCUUCUUUUUGUGUGAGGUGAUGGGCUCCAAAAGCCAAACUGAACAAUUAAAUAUUUAUUGAACAAU